This is a messenger RNA of Hippoglossus stenolepis (Pacific halibut), 1002 nucleotides long. It is a transcript of the gene ppil3, whose product is annotated as peptidylprolyl isomerase (cyclophilin)-like 3. Gene Ontology annotation, cellular component: catalytic step 2 spliceosome. The transcript is spliced from 6 exons. The record is from RefSeq and is a predicted model, not a curated record. The coding region runs from base 97 to 582 and encodes 161 amino acids. Lineage: Eukaryota; Metazoa; Chordata; Actinopteri; Pleuronectiformes; Pleuronectidae. Gene Ontology annotation, molecular function: peptidyl-prolyl cis-trans isomerase activity. Gene Ontology annotation, biological process: protein peptidyl-prolyl isomerization; protein folding.
AAUAACAGUAAAUUCACGCGGAACCAUUCUACGCCGGGUGCCUGCGCGUAGUCGGACACGUUUCUCCGACACACGGUCGAAGACGCAGCGUUUGAAAUGGCUGUUACUCUGCACACGGACUUGGGAGAAGUGAAGAUCGAGCUGUUCUGUGAGCGAACACCGAGAGCGUGUGAGAACUUCCUUGCUUUGUGCGCCGGUGGCUUCUACAGUGGUUGCGUCUUCCACAGAAAUAUCAAAGGCUUCAUGGUUCAGACUGGAGAUCCCACAGGCACGGGUAAAGGAGGAACAAGUAUAUGGGGUCGCAAAUUCGAAGACGAGUACAGUGAGCACUUAAAACAUAAUGUGAGAGGGGUUGUCUCAAUGGCGAACAAUGGCCCAAACACGAAUGGAUCCCAGUUUUUCUUCACAUACGCCAAACAACCACAUCUGGACAUGAAGUACACAGUCUUUGGAAAGAUCAUCGACGGCCUGGAGACGCUGGAUGAGCUGGAGAAGCUGCCCGUCAACGAAAAGACGUUUCGACCGCUGACUGAAACGCGGAUAAAGGAUGUGACCAUUCACGCCAACCCCUUUGCUGGAUAACCCACCUGGACUUCAAUACACCGACAGGCUUUUAACACAGUCAUGGACUCAGAUAUUUUCCAAUAAACAAAGUGUUACAGUGUGUGGUACCUGGCCAAAGUUAAAUUGAAUAGUUUGUGUUUAUGCGACAGAUUGAAUCAAUAAGUGAACGACUGAGGCUGUAAUCAUUUUUUUAUUUUGUUCGAUUUUGACAUGUUUUAACCGAAUCUGUUGUUGUAAAUUUUAAGAAAUGCUUAUUUUCCUUUAAACCGAUUUCAGUAUCUCAGCAUUUCUAAUGGAAAUUAUACUUUACGUGGUUAUUUCCAUGUCUUCACAAACAUUUACACCAUAACAAUAAAACACUUUUUUUUUCUUUAUACGACACUGCUGUUUCUUUUAAUUGUAAAUUUGUUUACAAAAUAAAGCUUUUGUAUUUGUUUA